Messenger RNA from Athene cunicularia (burrowing owl), 9988 nucleotides. It is a transcript of the gene CFAP74, whose product is annotated as cilia and flagella associated protein 74. The record is from RefSeq and is a predicted model, not a curated record. The transcript is spliced from 38 exons. The coding region runs from base 699 to 5771 and encodes 1690 amino acids. Lineage: Eukaryota; Metazoa; Chordata; Aves; Strigiformes; Strigidae.
CGCCUUGGUUUCAUGGUGGUUCUUGUCGUUUAGGUAGCCCGUUCCAUACUUUAGUUCCACGGUGUGCUUGCUUGGCUCUUUAACUAGUACACGCGCUCCUCUGGGUUAUGUUUUUGAGUCCCGCAAACAGGAUUUACAUAAACGCGCUCAAAGCUGAGCCACCACCUUCGUUCAGAUUAAUCCUGCGUACGAGUCUCUGUAUGAGUAAGAUCUUGAUGAAAUGCUCAACCAUGUGGUAAUAACUCAUUCUAGAUGUCAGAACUGACUCGAGUUCUAAUGAAUUAUAUCAACCCUUGGGAACGGUUUACUUAACGUGGAGGGAUUAUCUGUCUGCGCAAGACACAAGAGCGAGUAGUGUUGGUGGGAGUUGUUCCCUAAUCCUUGUGGGUAGAGUGGUUGCUUAAGUAGAUAAAAUACAUUCAGAAGGUUUAUUACUGAUCAGUGCUUUUAAAAAAAAAUAUUAAAAUGGAAGAGUCCUCUCUUUUCUAGAAGAAAUUUAUUAAAGUUGAUACUUAAAAUGUGUGACUAGUACAAAGGUGUGUGAUGGUAUCUAGUUAUUUCAUACUCAUCAAGUAUUUACUGAAUGCUAUUGAUUUAUCUCAAAAUAUAUCACCACUAUUGCAAGUUCUUGGAGAUUGUUGAUAUAAAACGUGCACUCUUCUUUUUCGUAGCCUGGUUGAUUUGAAAGAACUGUCAGUAUGGAAGAUAAUGAGGUUGGUCACAGUGAGGAAGAAGAGCAAAAAUCUCUUCUAUCAUUUCUGGAAGAAAACGAAGACAAAGGUGGUCAGUUCUCUAAUGUGGAAGAACACUGGGAAGAAUACACGCUUGAGGAAGAGUUGGAUGGUGCUGGCACGAUGGGAAACAAGGAUGCUUCUGAAGGAGCUGGAGGCAAAUCUGAUUCUACCACGGCAAGCUUGGAACACGAUUUGGACAACAUUAAUAAUAUUCAGGCUAUGAAGUAUACAGAUAGAAUUUGCCUAUUAACCUUACAGAGGAACCUGAAAGAGCUCAAUGACAUAGCCACAGAAAAGGAACUUGUGGUCCAAAAAGCCAGAGACAAGCUGAGUACCUGUCAAGCGCGCAUCAAGAUGCUAGCAAAGCAGCUGGAUUGUGUAGACACUGAAAUAGAGAAAGAGGAGGAGGCUGGCAAUGUUGCAGCCUUGUCCCGCCUUCAGGCAACGCGCAGACGACUGUGCACUGAACUGGAGAACGAGAAGGAUUUUGAGUUGAAAAUUGCUUUGACACUAAAAGACAACAGGCUUGAGAUGUGGCAGACACAAACUGAGCAGGGAAAAUAUGAAAUCCUCCAUGAACAACUUAAGAAAGCUGAGGAGGAGCUGGAGAUGCAAUACCAAGAACGAGCAGAAGUGCGGAUUUGGAAGGAAAAAAUAGCAGCACUGCAAGCAGAAGAAAAUCGUCGGGCUAGAGAAAAAAAAGAGGAGGAAGCCCUGAAAGAAUAUGAAGAAAGACAAAAAAAAAUACUUGAAGAUGCCCAAAGGAACCACAAGAAAGCAGUCUGCUUCCUGAGAAAAAGCAUGGCAAGAAUUCAUGAAAAAAAUGCAAAGGAAGAAGUGAAAACUCAGGAGCAUAUGGAGAGAAGGAUACAAGCUGUGCUUUCCCUGAAAACCAGCAUAACUUCCAAUCGGGAAAAACUCCAAGCUGUCCAGGUUAGGAACAAAGCAAUGGCCUUUGAGGCAAAGAAGCAGGAGAUGAAAAUGAGGGAAGCUAUCCUAGCAGAAGGAGGCAAUGUUGCCAAGGAAAUUUUUCUCCAUAAGCGACUGCUAGAGCAUGAAAAAGAGAAACAAGCUGCUAGAGAACUGCAAAAAUCAAGAAAAAUUGAGAUUGUAUCUCGAAUUUUGCAAGAAAAAGCUGCUAUUCACAAGCAGAAAAAAAGUCAGUCCUGUACUAAGGCAAUUAAGGGUCGUGGUGAACCUGGGGGUUCUUUACUGUGGAGAAUGAAGACAUGGCAGCAUAUUGAGAAGACCUGCAAACGUUCAGUUGGAGUGAUAGCACAGUCGCAGUGCUCUCCAUCAGCUGGUUCCUCAGCUGGUGAGAGAACGGCGUCUGUAGGAAAGAUUUCUGAACAAAUAGCCCAUGAUGUGCUCUGUGAAAGCAGUGAAGAGGAGAAAGAGGGUGAUGAGACCCUAAUAGAACCAGAGUUCCCAGGACUUUGGAAUCAGGAAUGUGACAGGCACAAGGUAUCCAAAGAAGCAAUGGAUGCCAAAGUGAAAAAAGACAGUUUUGAGAAAAAAAUGGAGGAAUACCAAACUGGAAUUUUUCACAAGCAAAUAGUGUCUGGUCAUGAACGUAAAGGAUGUCCGUUCUAUAGUAAACCAAGUUGCAUUCAUUUCAAGGAUUUUGAUGUUGGCCGAGUCUACAAAAAGAAGAUAGUUUUGAUAAAUGCAUCCUACAGUGUUAAUUUCUGCAGACUAGUGGGAAUCAGUGAAUGGCUCAAGGACUUCAUCAAUGUUCAGUUUGUCCCUCCUGGCAAAAUGCCUGCUGGAAUGUCCUGUGAAAUCCUGGUAACAUUUAAGCCAAUGAGAAAUGAAAAUCUGGAAGGAGAAGUCAUGUUUAUGGCACAGACAGGUUCUUUCUCUGUUCCACUCAAAUGUACAGUCAAGAGAUGCAUUCUGGCACUAGAUAAAGAGCUCAUUGACUUUGGCAGCCAUGUGGUGGGAGAGACAAUUUCACGGACCAUCAACCUGACAAACAGUGGAGCUCUGGGAACAAGAUUCAGAGUUCAGACGUCAGUGGGUGACAGUAGUACACGCAGAGCAACAGCAGAAUCUUCUCCUGGAAGAAUGGUUACUCCCUGUUUGAGUGACUGUGCCCAUGAAAAGAAAGUCAGCGAUAGUCCUGUGACAUCUGUGGUUGAAAAGAAGGAACAAGUUUGUCCUGACCACAGGGAAGAGGUGACCUGCUGUGUGGCCCAGGCGGGGCAGCAGAGGAUGGAGACAAGCCCCAGUGGCAGUUCCGCAGAACAACUUGGUCAAGAUGUCUUAAAUUCCAGAACAGAUCUAGACACAGACAAUGCACAUCAUUUAGUGGAACUUUCUCCUGAAGAAACACCGGUUGAAAUGAUGCUUGGAAAGGUGACUGAGGGGGAAAUUGGACCCUUCAGCUCAGUCAAGCUUCAGGUUAUCUUUGUCCCGACUAUCCCUGGGGAUGUGCAGGCAGAGUUUGUGAUCAUGUUUGACAACUCAGACUGCAAACCACUGUGCUUUAGUGCCAUUGGAGUUUCCACCGAUGUGCCAGUUUGGGUGCCCAAUCCCAAGGUUGAUUUCAAGAUCUGUAUGUACAACCGACUUUAUCAGGAUUGCGUUGCCAUUCGAAGCAGAGCAAAAACCACGCUGCGUUUGAAGUUUAAAGUAUGCAAAGGACUAAGCAAGCACAUGGAGCUGCUUCCAAAGGCAGGCUACAUCCAAGCUCAGUCAUCCUUCAGCGUGCAACUCAAGUUCUUGCCCAGGCCCUCUCUUCCUGAAGAUGCAGGGAGUUAUUUCAAUGAAGAGACAAGAGUUCUGGAAGUUCCGGUGACAAUACUGAUUGUCAAUAAGGCUAAAAAAGUUAAUUUUACUGUGCAUGCAAUUGUUACUACUUCGGAUUUGGAAAUUAGUCCCACACAAAUCAAUUUUGGAUACUGCACAGUCUACGAAGCUGUGCAGGCCAAUGUCACAGUAACAAACAAAUCCAUCUUGCCACAGGAGUUUGGAUUUGUGGGACUUCCAGAGUUUGUGGAAAUUCAACCCAAUGAUGGACUUGGAAUUCUUCUUCCCCUUGAAAGCCUGACAUUGGACAUAGUCUUUAAAGCUAGCAAGGCACAAGAGUACAGCUUUGAACUAACCUGCAAGUCAGAGAUUAAUAGACAAUUCAAGCUGUCAUGCAAAGCAGUUGGAGUCCACCCACCUCUUGAAUUGUCUCAUUCCUUAGUUCGGUUUGCUGCAACAGCUUUAAAUGGUGUGUCUACAGCAACACUGUAUGUGAUGAAUUCCCACGUGAGUGCCAACCGCUUGACUCACGCUGUCCCAAGAACGGGCAGCGGGGAACCUGCCCCUCUUGGACCCACUUGGUUUGAAUUCCGUGUGCCAGAAGACUGUCCCGUGACAAUCACACCUUCCGUUGGGGUUGUGUUUCCUGGGAAGAAAAGCUUGAUUCAAGUGUCCUUCAGCCCGACACUCUCAGAUCAGCUAAUCAGAGAAGAGGCAGUUCGGAGGCUUUGCAGAGCAGCUGCGACAGGGGCAGAAAUACAAAAAAGGAAGAAAGAUGAAAAGAAAGAGGGAAAGAAACGCAGCAUUUCCAUUACCAAGCAGCAGUCUUCCAGACAGCUUGUAGGGGACGGAGGCAGCACACACCUGCCCUCUCCAUGUAGUUCUGAACAACCAAACCCCAAGGAGUUAAAGCCUGAUUCUGAUGCUUAUAUGGCAGCCCAGGCUUCCCUGCUGAGGAAUUUCCGUGGGAGGUUUGACAGAUACAUCGUACCAUGCUUUGUUGCAAGUGGCUCUAUGGAUGGAAAGAAAGGCUCUGAGAACCUCAGCUGCAGCCCUUACAACACUCUGUACGUGGAGCUGCACUGUCCAGCUGUAGCACCAUCUCUUGUGGUCACUUCAGAUAAUGGAGAAAACACCGUCAGUUUUGGUGAUGUUGCAGUAGGCCACAGAAUGCUGAAGCGAAUUACAGUACAGAACAUCUCCUCAGAGAAGAUGGAACUGGGAUUCUCAGUUCUGAAUCCCAACGGUCCCUUCCUGUUGGUCAGACCAGUUGGAAUGAUCGAGCCAGGGGAAAAUGAAACCUUCAGCAUCUCUUUUUGUCCAAAUGAGAGUAAAUGGUUUUUUGAAAAGCUGGACAUCCAGACAGCAAAAACCAACCUAACACUGAGGAUCACUGGUCGUGGGGUGACACCAUCAACUGUUUGCUCAGUGGAAGAAGUCCUCGAUCUGGGAUAUGUCGUAGUCAGAGAGAAGGUGACUUCCACGUUCAAGAUACAGAACACUUCCACGCUGACCCUGCGAUACUCCAUACAACUAGAUUCGCUUUCGUCAACAAGGGACAAAGACUGGCAGAGACUUCCAUCCUUUAUUACAUCCCCUUUGCAGAGAAGAGAGUUUGUUGGAACACAGAACUAUAGUGGCUUAAGUGCGUUCAGCAUCUUUCCAACAGAAGGGGAAAUCGUUGCUGGGAAGAGCCAGGAUUUUACUGUUACUUUCAGCCCUGACCAUGAAAGUCUGUACUACUCCGACCAUCUCAGGGUCGUGCUCUUCGGCAAGGACACAGCCCACACCAUCCUCCUGAGGGGUGCAGGCACAGCGCGCCCCGUGUACGUGGCGGGGGGAGCUCCCCUCGACGUGCCCGUUGAGUCCUUGGCCGGGACGUUCCCGCGACCGUUGCUGGAGGCGCUAGAAGGAGAGCUACAAGAACCAGUGAAGUCCGUUCUCCUCAUCCUGGAGUAUGUCGAGGGUUCUGCAGCACCGGCCGUGACAGAACUGGAAGUUGGAGCUAUACACUCAGCUCGGUUCCCAUUGAAGAAGGACCCGGAGUUCAGCGUGGGCAGCCUGGCGCUGCUGCAGCAGAAGGGCUUCACCCUCCGGCCCGCCAAGGGGACGCUGGAGCGCGGUCAGGCCAAGCGCAUCGGUGUUUCGUGGGUGCCACCUCCUGACUCGGAUGCCAAGGACCCUGUGCUUGUGACAGCCCUCCUGACCUUCAAAGGUGACAUUAAGGAAUCUUACCGAAUCCUCUUCAUGGCGAGAGUUGUGUCUGCGUGUGCUGCCACGGAGUGAGGGAGCCAGGCCAGGCGGCAGGGAAGAUGGAGGCUUUAUCUUACUGGGAAAUCAGCUCCGUUGAAACAUGGAAAGAUUUUUAGAUUGAUCCAAAUAUGUGCAGGGAGCAGAGAAGUGGGAGGGAAGGUGACAUGUAAUAUUUCUGCUUUUUUCCCCAAAAAAUUCCACGUAAACUCUCUUUCCAUCAGUUGCAUUUUCAAGCCGACUCUAUGACAAUAAUCUUGUGGUAGAAGACAGACUGAAUGAGGGGCCCAGGUAGAUACAUCUGCUGUUAGUCACCGUGUCUUCCCAAGGCACUUGUUCCCUCGGCCGGAGUAUCUCUCUUACACCUACGUGGAUGAGUUUCAGACAACGUCCAUCUUUCCAAUUUCAGAUGCAUUUGAAUGGAUUUGGAAAACCCUUGGCUUUUUCCUUUUUAAAACCAGAAUAAAGCUGCUUACGCAAGUCUCCUCUAAAUCGUUUGGGCAGUCAUCUUUACGGUGCACUGUGAAAGCUUCCUGAUGACACAUGAUCGAGGAGGAAAUAGUGACUGUGUUGCCCACUGAGUCGCUGGAUACGGUUGGACACUUGACCUCAAUCGUGGCUGUCCAGGAACUUUGUAUUUCUACAUUUGCUUUCCUCUAAUUUCUGACUAAAAAUAGAUUUCUGCCUGUUACUGAGUUAAGUUGGAGUGCCCUGCAGGUGUAACCUCUGCCAGGAAGCAGUAGCUAGUUCAGGGAGAAGUAGAGAGGCACUACACUAUGGAGAAUGAAAGGACCAGGACGUUAGCAGACAUCUAGAAAUGUAGAUAAUCUUUUAAAUCUUGUAUCACACUCUCUUUCUUGAAUCACAGUGAAUCUGUGGCAAAACUCCCUCACCACCACUCCAAAGGCAUAUUGCCCUUUGGCCCUGCGUAGCUGUUAAGACUGCUUAAUUAGAUUAUGCAGUAAGAGAAUAGAAACGGACUGUUUGUAAAUCUCCCUAAGGUAAAGUGUGGCGAGCUCGUCAGACUGCAGGAAAAAGCAGUAAAGCACUUGUCACCAGAAAUUUUUUUAUAGGGGAAGCUUGUAUAACCGAUGAAGAGGCGUUCCUUGUUUUUCCAAAGACAGUGUUUGAUCCAUUCAGCUCUGUUCUCGUUUAAUAAUGGAUCAAGUGGCUGCGAAGUUACUUAACUCUGCAGUCUAAAGCCCUACAAACGCUGAAGCACUGAACAGCAGAGGCAGGAGGGGCGGGGGGGGGCAGUGCUGGCCAGAGACAGCUCUGCCUUGGUAAGAGGCACCGAGUAUUCCUCCUGGCACAGCUGGGGCAGUCGGGGUGAAGCUGAGGACAAUGAAGUUCAUGUGCUGAUUCUCUUGCAGUCCUUGCAGGGAGAUUAAAUACUGCUGCAUAAAAAGAAACUCCUGCCAAUAGUUCUGCACGGUUGCCUCAAGAUAGGGAGGUUUUCAGAAAGCAAGGACGAGCACAGCCUGGUGGAGUGGGAGGUUUAUUUCAGGCAGUUAAUUUGGGGGCAUCCAUUAUGUGAGGAUCCUUUGGGUUUCCCUCUUGGAAGCUGGAAAGUAAUGGCUGAGAAUACAUUUGUCUCCAGACCCUCAUAACUAUAUAAUGUGCUGAAAAGAAGUGUAAAAUUAUCAGGAAACCACACCACUGACUUAGGAAUCUUCCACUUCAUAGAGGCCAGGAACUGUGAAAAAGCAUCCAAAGGAUUAAAAAAAGGAAAAAAAACAAAAAAAAAAAAAAAAAAAAAAAAAUGUAGAGCCUGCAGUAAUGUUGAGACAUUGUGGAGAUUGCUUGCGAGAAUAAGGCGGCGGCUCAGUAAGCACAAGGAGCAGCUGGUCCACCCAACAGUAAGUGCCUGGACCCCGACUCUGAGAGACCGAGCCCGAGUCUGGGGAGCUCUGGCUGCGCCCCGUGGGCUGGGGAAGCUGGAAGGGCACGUGCACGGCGCCGUGCUGCCGCGCUCCGGAGGUCAGGCUGGUUAUCAGAGCAGCUGCCAUCGACCUAUGAACAGCCCAGGGGGUGAGCGAAGGGUGUUACCCACUGUUAACUGUGUGCUUUGGACUUGAUCUCGAAAACCCGCAUGAAUAAUUUCAUGGAUUUGGAGUGAGCGUAAGGUUCUGGGUUUCACUGGGGAAGGUUUCCACACUUAAAGCUAAAUGUGUAUUCCUUCUCUCUGGGGGAGUGUUGAACCGUGACAAUAAGAAUAGGUUGCUAUUCCUGGAGUGCUGGAAAUAAAGGAAAUUAUGCUUGCAAUACACAGCUGAGACUCUGUAAAGCACUUAUAGAAAUCUGAAUGUUUUCUAUUUUCUUUCAUAACAGAAAAGCCUGUUAUUUUAUCUCGGGUCUGGAAAGUAAUUGUGUUUGACUUCUUGGGGGCAUAAUGGCUGAUCCUUGUGGGAUUGGGUUUUCCCCUCCAACUGGAUUGGUUUUGUUCUUCUGGCACAGUCAUUGAGGUGCCCAGCUCUUGCACAAGGCAAUGUUUGAGCGACGGGGGAGACAAACUGAUGUGGAAAAAAAAAAAACAUUGCUGUGGGAAAGCAGAUCCGUUGUAAAACUCAACACAGGCAUGUGGCCUGUGCUGCUUCAUCUGGAACACAACUGGAACUUAAAGAGUAAAAGCACAAGUUCCUUUUUCUGCAGAAUGUAGCCCUUGGAUGUUCCACUGUCAUUCAGAUGAGAAUUGCCACGUUUCACCAAGGGAUAGAAAACAGGAUCCUUUCCAGAAAAGAAACAACUAAUCCUCUGAUAUAUUUGCUGAAGUUCUUGGGCUUGAUUUAGUGUUUAAACAAAGUUUCCCAAUCUAGAGUAAACAGGUUUUCCUUAGGAGACACCUGACCGCUUGUUUCCUUGAGCUGACUGAAGUGGAGAAAUCAGUUCCUAAACCCUGUGACAGCUCCGUCCUGUUUCAUCACCAGGACUCUUCACUUGCCUAAAACCUCUUGUCUGUGAGUGGAUGUUGAGCAAGCAAGCCAAGGAUUCACUAACAGAUCUGACUUCUAAACCAGAAAUAACUAAAAUAAUUUCAUUUAGAUGAACAUAGUUACUUUUGCUGUUUUUUUAACUGGCACCGAGCCUCUUUAGAAUCUUCCCAAUGCAAAUUUGCAACGAUCCAAGAUGCACACUGUCAGGCUGCUGAAAAUUUAGGAAUUCUGUCUGGAUGCUCCUACCUAAGCAAUUCUUAUUUGUAAUAUGUAUGAAAACAGCUUCUUAAUCUUUCUCCAGUACAGGAAACAAGAAAUUGACUGGGAUGCCUGACUACUGGAAACAGUUCUCCUGCUAAUUUAGCCACACCAGGCUGAACUAGAAAUACUGGGUUUGUAGGUGAUUCCUUGACGCAGCUGAGAGCUAUUGCAUCCACUUGCGUGGCUUAAUGCCAAGUGCACAACUACCCGAAGCAGCUCCAGCCUUCGUGCAAGUUAAUCUCUUGAAGCAGCAAACAAUCCUGUCCACUGCUGUGCUUCUGAAGUACGUUAUCAACCAUCGUAGCACAUUUGGCAUUAAAAUUGCCUGGAAAUUCUCAACACGUAAUCUGAUGUUUCUCUUCCCAUAUUAUAGGACUCCAAUAGGGAUGGAGCCCUUAUUGUGAGGAUAACAUGGGAACCUCAGAAAUAUAUUUAAGUAUCCCAGAAGCUGAAGUUUUCUGCUCUUCUAAGUGUCUGAACAUUAGGCUUUCAGAUGGAGUUUUGCAGCUGUGAUCCCUCGUGACUCACUGGACACAAACUCCUGUGCUCUCAGGUUCGGGUCUGUGUAAAUAGACUGGGUCUGGGCUUGGCUCUGCUGCUGUUCUAGUUUAAUAAGAAAUUCACAUCCAUGUAUGAUCUUUAUAAUCCCUAAAAGGGCUAUCACUCAUUUCUAAAACAGAAAGGAAGUGAGAGAGUAAGUACUGGUGUCAUAGCCAUGUUAUUAAUCCAUCUGCUGCUCAGCUGGUGCCUUCAGAUUGCUUCACACUUAUGAAUGCAGCUUUUCCUAAAUGAGCAACGGUCCCAUGACCCUGAGCAGUCCUGGAGGAAGAUACUUUAGUCACUCUGCCUCAUGCCAUGGCUGUGCCUUGAAACGCUGGGUUUGAGCCUUACAGAGCAAACCUCAGGUGGAGCAGGGGCUGCGGAAGCCUGUCCUGCCCAGCUGCUGCAGCCCGCGCUGCUCCCGGGGGCAGGAGUGUCCCCGGCCACCUGGAGAUGACCCAUCCUUCUUGUAGAAUAAACCUCUGGCAGCCCAAGUCCAAAUAUAUUCUCCUCUUGCAU